Penicillium salamii is the source of this 1050-nucleotide messenger RNA. NCBI's taxonomy places the organism in Eukaryota, Fungi, Ascomycota, Eurotiomycetes, Eurotiales, Aspergillaceae. The record is from the annotation of a GenBank genome assembly.
AUGGUGACACAAACUCCUGCCUGGGUCUUGAAUGAUCAACAAGGCAUCGAAAGCCUGCAACUAGCCGACAACCCAGUCUCCACUCUGAAAGACGAUGAAGUUCUCGUCAAGAUACACGCCGCCUCAUUGAACUAUAGAGACAUUGUAAUCGCAAAAGGCGAGCCCCAACUCCCAUUCUUCAAACCAGGCGUAACGCCCUGUUCCGACGGAUCCGGAACAGUAACAGCAGUCGGAUCCCAAGUAAAAUCAUUCAAAGCAGGCGAUCGCGUCUGCACACAUCUCGUUUCAGGACUGUCUUCGUCCUCGGCGCCGACUUUCACAGAUAUCAAUUCCGGCCUUGGACAGCACUAUGACGGAACUCUGCGCAAACAUGCCAUGUUCCAUGAAUCGGCUCUUGUGCCAAUGCCGCCAUCUCUGAGCUUCCUUGAGGCUUGUACCUUGACUUGUUCUGGGCUCACGGCGUGGAAUGCCCUGUUUGGACUGGACGGGCUUGUACCCGGGGAGGGAACGACUGUUCUCGUACAGGGUACGGGCGGUGUUUCUAUUGCUGCAUUGCAGUUUGCCAUCGCGGCUGGCUCGACCGUCAUCGCGACGACUAGCACAGAAGCCAAAGCUGAGCAGUUGAGAUCGCUCGGUGCUCACCAUGUGAUUAAGUAUCGCACAAGUCGGGAUUGGGGCGAUGUUGCUAAGAGUCUCACGCAUGGAAGGGGUGUUGAUAUUGUUGUUGAUGUCGGUGGUUUAUCGACGCUCCCGCAAUCGUUCAAGGCAGUGCGCACGAACGGUCUUAUUGCGGUAACUGGGCUGCUAGGUCACGCAGAGGAUCAGGCUGCUGUUCCUACAAUCUUGGAUUGCUUGAUUAAUGUUUGCACGGCGCGGGGGAUUCUUCUUGGUACCCGUGACCAGUUCCAUGAUAUGAAUCGGUUUAUUGAAGACAAGGGUAUCAAACCUGUUGUUGAUGAGGAGGUUUUUGACUUUCUGGAGGCAAAGGAGGCGUACAGAUAUUUGGAGCAGCAGAAGCAUUUCUCCAAGGUUUGUAUCCGAUUAGAAUGA